Erigeron canadensis is the source of this 2506-nucleotide messenger RNA. RefSeq names its product pentatricopeptide repeat-containing protein At5g39710. The transcript has a single exon. The record is from RefSeq and is a predicted model, not a curated record. Gene Ontology annotation, molecular function: protein binding. The coding region runs from base 35 to 2302 and encodes 755 amino acids. NCBI's taxonomy places the organism in Eukaryota, Viridiplantae, Streptophyta, Magnoliopsida, Asterales, Asteraceae.
UUGAACCAACCUUUGUUCAAAUUUUUUCUCCAAAAUGAACCUCCUUAAACCCUACCGGAAAAGUCUUAAAUUCUCCACACUCACCACCUUACCACCACCGGAUCUCCACCUCAUCGGAAAAGCCACCGCAAUUUUAAAACGCCACCACUUACACAACCUAAACCCCUUAUCUUCCCAAUUUACACCUCAAUCAGCUUCUUAUUUACUCCAACAAUCCCAAUUUGAUAAACCCCUUGUUACAUCUUUCAUCAAUUGGGCUCGAAACCGACAUUUCUUCGAUAUCCGAUGCAAAUGCAUAUCAAUUCAUAUCCUCACAAGGUUCAAACUUUACAAAGAUGCUCAAAUUGUUGCAGAAGAUGUAGCACUCAACACCCCAGAUGAUAAAGAUGGAAUCUUGGUUUUCGGGUUAGUUAAAGAUACGUAUUCGGGUUGUCAUUCGAGCUCUGCGGUUAUUGAUUUGUUGAUAAAGUCUUAUUCUAGUUUGAAGUUAGUUAAAAGGGGUUUAAAUACUAUUCAUUUAGCUCAGUCUCAUGGUUUUAUGCCUGGUGUAUUGUCGUAUAAUUCAGUUCUUGAUGCGAUAAUUAGGUUGAAUGAACCAAUGAAAUUAGCCGAGAAAAUGUAUUUUGAUAUGAUUAAAUGUGGGGUUUCUCCGAAUGUGUUUACUUUUAAUAUUUUGAUGCGUGGAUUUUUCGGGGUUGGGGAUUUGAAAAAGGGGUUGGGAUUUUUUGAUGAGAUGCAGAAAAAUGGUUGCUUGCCGAAUGUUGUUACUUAUAAUACGUUAAUAGAUGCUUAUUGUAAGUCGAGGAGGCUUGAUGAUGCGUUUAAAGUGUUUAAGACGAUGAGUGUGAAGGCUUUGGAGCCGAAUGUGAUUACUUAUAAUGUUAUACUUAAUGGGUUGGGUCGAGAAGGGAGGAUGAAAGAAACGAGUGAGAUUCUUGAAGAUAUGAAACGUAAGAGAAUAGUUCCAGAUGAGGUGACUUAUAAUACGCUUGUGAAUGGGUAUUGUAAAGAAGGGAACUUUCAUCAAGCGCUUGUUUUGCACGAUGAAAUGACGAGUAAUGGGUUGUCUCCAAAUGUUAUUACUUAUACUUCUUUGAUUAAUAGCAUGUGUAAAGCUCGGAAUUUAAACCGGGCGAUGGAAUUAUUAAAUCAGAUGCGUGUAAGAAAGUUGUUUCCAAAUGCUAGAACGUAUACGACGUUGAUUGAUGGAUUUUCACAACAGGGAUUCAUGGAUGAAGCUUAUAAGUUGUUGGAUGAAAUGAAAAAGAACGGUUUUUCUCCAUCUAUUGUGACUUAUAAUGCUUUGAUUCAUGGACACUUUGUAGACGGAGAUAUAGACAAUGCUUUGGUAGUCUUUGAUCAAAUUAGUGAAGCUGGGUUAGCUCCAGAUGUUGUCAGUUAUAGUACUAUCGUCACUGGUUUUUGUAGAAAUCAAGAUCUAGAUAAGGCCUUUGAAGUGAAACGCCAAAUGGUCAAAAAAGGCGUUUUCCCUGAUGCUGUUACAUAUUCAUCACUGAUUAAAGGUCUUUGUGAUCAAAGGAACCUGACCGAAGCUUGUGAUGUUUUCCAAGAAAUGUUAAGAAUAGGUUUACUGCCUGAUGAAUGCACAUACACGGCAUUGAUAAAUGCUUAUUGUGUAGAAGGAGAUACAAAAAGUGCAUUAGAUUUGCAUGACGAAAUGCUGAAUAAAGGCUUGCUCCCUGAUGUUGUCACAUACAGUGUAUUGAUUAAUGGGCUUAGCAAACAAGCACGAACCCAUGAAGCAAAGCAGAUUCUUUUCAAGUUGUAUUAUGACAAUGCGGUUCCAGAUGACGUCACUUAUAAUACGUUAAUAGAGAACUGUAGCAACAUGGAAAUGAAAAGUGUGGUAGCUCUUAUAAAAGGCUUCUGUAUGAAAGGUUUAAUGAACGAAGCAGAUAAAGUUUUUGAUAAAAUGCUUCAACGAAGGCAAGCUCCUACCGAAGCUGUUUAUAAUGUUAUGAUUCAUGGCCAUUGUAAAGGUGGGAACUUGAGGAAAUCUUUUAACUUUUAUAAAAAGAUGUUAAAUCAUGGAUUUAUUCCUCACACGGCAACAAUUAUUGCUCUAGUAAAAGAACUUAUAAGAGGUGAAAUGACCGCAGAGUCGAGUGAAGUCAUAGAAAAUGUAUUAAGAAGUUGUAAGCUUACUGAUGCUGAGCUUGCAAAAGCUCUUGUUGAGAUAAACCAUAAACAGGGAAACAUGGAUGCAGUGUUCAAGAUUCUUUCGGAAAUGGCUAAGGAUGGGCUUCUUCCAAAUAGUGGGAGAACUGCUUACGCUCAAUGAUCAUGAACCAUCUUUUCUAAUACAGAAUGCUUAAUGUAAGAUCUAUAAUGCAUUUUAAGUCAUAGUUUUUCCCAUUGUAGGACCUGCAAUUCGCUUAUGUACAGUUACAUCUAAGGUUUUCUUAUGUUAGGAUAUACAAAAUAUUGAGCAUCUAUGUAUAGCCAUUAAUUUUUGUUUAUAUAUCUAAGUUUACCUUUUAAUAUC